This is a messenger RNA of Alnus glutinosa, 6376 nucleotides long. RefSeq lists its product as uncharacterized. NCBI's taxonomy places the organism in Eukaryota, Viridiplantae, Streptophyta, Magnoliopsida, Fagales, Betulaceae. The record is from RefSeq and is a predicted model, not a curated record. The transcript is spliced from 10 exons. Bases 550 to 5730 code for a protein of 1726 amino acids.
CUUUAUCUUCGGCUCUGGUCCGAAAAUCCAAACUUUGUCACUCUUCUGCAAGUCUUUUAGAGAGAGAGAGAGAGAGCGAGAGAGACUGGGGAGGCAGCCAUUGACGUCGUCGUUUGGAAGCUUAAAGCACUGUAAAUUAAGCCUAACAAAAACCAAGGCUUUUUCAUCAGCUACUGAAAAGGACCCUUUAGCAAACGACGCCGUUGAAGAACCCUAAUUCUCUGAGCUCAGAUCACACUCAUGAGCUCCAAGUGCACCUCCUCCACUUGCUUAGCCUUCUGAGCCUUCCAGUAAUUUCACUUACCAGCUUGUUUGUUGUUCAGCUAGCGUGAAAAACUGGUAAUUUUUUACGGAUUUGGGAAUAUUUUCAAUUUGAAGUGUCAUUUUUGGAGUAAAGAUAUGAUACCCCUUUUGAAUUAAGUCUAACAUAUGUUCCCUACUGUAGAAUUGUUUGUAUAAGGUGGUUUGGUCCAUGAUGGUGUUAUAUAUGGGUUAAACUGCUUUCCACAAAAACAAGUGGCUGAGCAAGUCUUGGUGGCUGUAUUUUUAAUGCCUGGUAACGAAGUUGAAGAUAGGAUCCACAACUUGUAUGAGCUACAGAAUUCUUCCCAAGGUCAGCAUCAAUCUCAAGCUGUGGAUAGCAAUUGGCCAGUUCUUAACUACAAUCAGUGGGUUGGAAAACAAAGGCAGACUGGGGAAGCUCUGAGUUCCAAUCUAAUAAACUGCAACGUGCAACAAUUAGAUUCUGUGAAAGGACAUGGUGAUGAAUCUUUGAAUGUGUUGUUCAACCAAAACUAUACACAAUUUACUCCAAGAACUGAGUUUUCCAACAGUUUGUUCAGAAACCAACAGCUGAAUUCAAAUGAAUGUAUGCUUGGACGCCAGAAAUUCCAGGCAAGGAAAAGUCAGUCAGAGUUUUUGGGUGAAAAUGCAGUUUAUGAUCCACAUAAUUUAACUUCUAGAGGCCUCCCUUUCCUUAUAUCACAGCAAGAAAAUGCAUCCGAGGAUAGUCCCACCCUAACGACAAAUUCAGAAAGGUCGGAAAUUACUGAAGCUUCCAUUGACUUCGACUUUGUUGGAGGGAAGCAGCAGCUUGUGAGGGGUCAACAACCAGAUACUCCACAUACUUCCCUAAUGCAGCAGUCUGGGUACAAUGAUAUGCAGUUGCUGCAGCAGCACAUAAUGUUCAAGCAGCUGCAAGAACUUCAGAGGCAGCAACAACUUCAGCACUUCGGUGACUUAAGGCAACAGAAUUCUUCAAACCAGAUUUCUGCAGUGACUAAACAGGCUUCUGGGGCUCAGAUGUCACCUGUAAUCAAUGGAACGCCUGUUAAUGAUGCAUCACCUAUGUUUAUGAACUGGAUGCAGCGUGGUACAUCUCCUGCUGCACAAGGUCUAUCUAACAGAGUUCUAUUUUCACAAGAUCAAGGACAGGCUUUGCGUUCCAUGGGUCUGGCUUCUCAGCAGCUUGAUGCAUCCUUAUAUGGUACGCCUAUUGCAAGUGCAAGAGGUGGUUUGAGUCAAUAUUCUUAUCUCCAAGGGAUGUCUCAUGAUUCUACCAAUUUGUUGACUAAGGCUAGUGGUCAAGCACAGAAGCCUAUUACGCAGUCGACGGGCUUCAGUAGCCCUUUUGUAGGUGAUCAGGUUACUGUUUCUCCAGAGCAGGUUUGCUUCCCCCAAGGAUCCUUCAUAUCCAAACAAAGAUUUCAGAGAAACAAUGUGUUAGGACAGGUUCCUGUUCAGGGGUUGAAUAGUGUAGUCAUCUCAGGGGACCUCCAGCUGGGGAAUACGCUUCCAAAAAAUGCAUCACCAACGGAAUCUAAUGGAAGGCAAGAGCAAGCUGGUUGGCCUGGAAGCUUGCAGCAAACAAAUAUGCAGCUUGGCCCUCCUCAGGGUUUGGUUCCCCUGGAUCCAAUGGAAGAGAAGAUUUUGUACAAUAUGGAUGAUGACAACUGGGAUGCUUCUCUUGGCAGGCGCACUGACAUUGGUACUGGAGGCUUUGGGACUGCAUUGGAACAUACAGAUUAUUCAAAUGCAUUUCCUUCUACUCAAAGUGGAAGCUGGAGUGCUCUUAUGCAGUCUGCCGUAGCAGAAGCUUCUAGCAGUGAUACUGGGCUACAGGAGGAGUGGAGUGGCUUGACUUUUCAAAAUACAGAACUCUCAACUGAUAAUCAGCCUUCAAAUGUUAUGGAUAGUGAAAAGCAACAAUCAAGUUGGCUUGAUAACAACCUGCUCAGUACCUCCUGCUUAAGUUCAAAACCUUUUCCUGUGUUUAAUGAUUCUAGUGUGAGCUCUAGCUUCCCUGGCUUUCAGCAGCCAGGCAUCCAAUUCUCGAUCAAGCAGAGAGGUGCUCUGCACCAGGAUGACUCUCAUGAAUCAAUUCACAAGUCUCCCCAAAACACUGGUGAGUGUUUAGAUUGCAGCCCUAAACAAAAGCCAUCCACUGAAGGAAGUCAACCGGUUCAACCACUAAUGCAAUUGGACGGCGCAUGGGCUGGUCAGAUUUUUGAGCACCCCCCAGAGAGUGAUGCCCAUCAGCGGAGAAUAGCCUCAAGUAACAAUGUUAGCCAACCCUACAGUGAACCAAAAGGUGAUGCUAAUGAAGCUACAUACAAGGUUAGGGAUUCUGAUUAUUUUCUGUGGGAGGCUAAUAGUAAUCGUGGGGGAAGUUCUUUUUCUAGAUCAACUGGAGGAUGGGAGCAAGUACACUCUGGCACGGAUAGUACUCGGCCCAACAGAGAAGAUUCGCAAAUAUUUAACUUUGCUGCUAUGCCAAAUUCAAGCCCUUCUAAGGCAUCUUGGAAUACCAGUCAACAAGUCCAACAUAGUAAUCAGCUUGAUUACUUGAAGCAUGUUGAUAUAUCUAGGAACAAGGAAAACCAGAUCAUGGGAAAAAACCAGCAUCAAAUCAGUAAUGGUUAUGAGAUGCAGCAGAAUUGCUACCAAAAAGACACCUCUUAUGACAACUAUGGCGCCAAAGGAUCAAGUGGACAAGAGCAAGAACAUAUAGGGAAGCUCAAAUUCAUUGAUAAUGUCUCUAGCAGUGCCAUGAACUUGGAUAAGUUACAGGGGCCCUUACCUGAUGUUCAAGUUAACUCAAAACCCUCAGAGGUGCCUUCUAGAGGUGAUUUUGAUACAUCUAAUACCUUUCACAGAUCAGUCGAUCAUCAUCACUCAAAUGUUACUCCAGCAAGUGAAAAUAUGCUUGAGCUUCUUCAUAAGGUUGACCAAUCAAAGGAGAAUAGCAGUAUACCUCAUUUUGGCGCUAGAGGCUGUAAUUCAUUGGUGCCUGAGGCAGAAACUUCAGCAUCUGUUGCUCAAUCAUACCAUCACUCUGCUGCUUCUCAAGGUUUCACUUUGAAAUUGGCUCCUCCAUCUCAAUGGCCGUCGAACAUGAACCCUUUCAUCUCAUCUCGGGGUUUGCCAGAAGUAGCAAGUAAUCAAAAUUUAAAGCAAGCCAAUUCUGAGUCAGGAGAGAAAAACCAGACCUGGUUAGCUUCCCCAUCUGUUCAGUCUUUGCUGCCAUCUCAUGAAUCAUCUCAAAGAUCAAAUUGGGAUAAUAAAUUUAGUAGUUCGGGACAGACAAACAUCCCCUCAUCUGUUUAUAUGCCCGGAAGCUCCGUUGCAGCUUUUACAUCCAGUCCUCCAUAUAUAAGGAAUCAACUUGGAACACAAGAAAUGUCACAUACAUCUCUAGCAUGUCCAUCUUUACAGGCAACAUUGCCUGGUACCGUCAGCCGAUACCCACCUUUUAAACUUGCUUCCUCUCAACAUACUUCUCCACAUAUUUCUGCUAACACUUCUGGUCAACAAUUUGAAGUUUUGGAGGCUAAGCCAGUCUUGAAGCCUCCUGUUUUGUCAGGCAUGCAUCAGCAGGGUGCAUUUUCGUCGAGACUGCACAAUGUAUGGACGAAUGUACCACUUCAGCAACGUCUUUCUGGUCUGGAACCUUGUAAGGUUCCCAUGGACCCAUCAACAGAUAGUGUGGAAACUUCAUUGGCUUCACCCAGGCUAAAUGAUCAAAAUUCCCAGAAAGUUGGAUAUGGAUCAUCAGUAUUUGGCGCAUGUUCUAUGAAUUCACAAGGCUUUCACUAUGAGGCUGAUCAGCCCAAGAAGGAGAGCUCCCAGCUGCAAAUAUCAUCUGAGAUGCUUGAUGCUUCGCAGACUGGUAGAUUGGCAAGGAAUAUCUCUGAUGCAAAUGCUUUUGCCUCUGGCUCUUUUUUGGCUCAUUCACACCAACAGGACCUCAAUGGGGUGCACCAUGAACACAACAAUGCCCCUGUUGCCCCUGAAAGAAAUCUUGGAUCCAUUGGCCAUUCUUUAAAACCGUCCUAUGUUUUCCAUCCGAAUUACUCCCUACUGCACCAAGUGCAGGCAAUGAAGAAUAUGGAUGCCAAUCCAAGUAGGAGAGUUUCAGAUGUUGAGAAUGUAACUGCUAUGGAUGGACCACGGUUAAUAUAUGAACAUAAUUCCAGGUUCAGAAAUCAACUGGAUACAGGACUGAUUUCAGCAUCCCAGCUCAACUUAUUGUCCGGGGAUGCCAAAAGGCAAAGUUUCUUUACAGAAGCAAGAGAAGAUUCUGGCUUCAAAGCUUCUCCACAGCCUGCUCUCCUAGAUAGACCUUCUCAAGAGAUGAUCAAAUCUGGUCAAAAUGAUCUGAGUCAACCUACUACCAGUAAUGCGGUAUCUAAUCAUGGAGAACAUUCCCAGGUUAAUCUUCAAAUGGCACCCCCCUGGUUUAAACAGUAUGAGGCUUUCAGAGAUGGGCAGAUUCCACCAACGUAUGAUGCAAUGCUUGCAAAGCCUGUUGCAGGGCAGAUUUCUUUUGGGAAGCCUUCCCAGAACUUGAAUGAAUUUUCUUUUGUAGAAGGAAUAGAUGCUGCUGAUGCUAGUCAGAGUGGCAGAGUUUCACCAAGCUCAGCGACCUUCAGAGCUAAUGAACCCUUUUUAGCCCCUUGUUUGUGGCCUUUAGAUGAGACUGAUCAAUGCUUGGCUAUUGUGAGACCAAAGAAGCGCAAAACUGCAACAUCUGAUCUUCUACCAUGGCACAAAGAAGUUAUGCAAGAUUCUCAGAGGGUUCAAAAUAUCAGUGUUGCAGAACAUGAUUGGGCACAAGCCACAAAUCGACUGAUUGAGAAGGUGGAAGAUGAGGCUGAAUUGAUUGAAGAUAGGCCGUCAAUGCUUCGAUCAAAGAAAAGGCUUAUCUUGACAACACAGCUUAUGCAGAAGUUGUUUUGCCCUGCACCAGUGUCCAUUCUCUCAGCAAAGGCUGCUUCACAAUUUGAUACUCUGACAUACUUUGUUGCUAAAUUAUCUCUAGCAGAUGCAUGCUGCCUGAACUCUUGCACAAGAAAUGGUUUAUCACGUGUACCACUGAUCAACAGUGACUUGAUUUCAGAGAAGCUCAAAUCUUUUGAGGGUAUUGAUGACCAGUUCUUUUCAGAAGUUGUGGAUGACUUGAGCAGUAGAGCAAAGAAGCUGGAAGAUGACUUACUAAGAUUGGACAAGGCAGCAUCAAUUUUAGACAUAAGAGUGGAGUGCCAGGAGUUGGAAAAGUUUUCUGUCAUCAACCGUUUUGCAAAAUUCCACGUUCGACCAGCAGAUUCCUCCGGAACGGCAUCAUCAUCUAAUACAGCUACCCCUGCACCAAAACCCUUUCCCCAGAGAUAUGUAAUUGCACAUUCAAUACCUAGGAAUCUGCCGGAGGGAGUACAAUGUCUUUCACUGUGAUUAUCAACUGAAUGAUCUCCUUCCCAAUUGAAUCCUCUUUUCAUCUAUGCCAUAUAUUCCAUGUCAUUGCCCAUAUUCCGCCUCUGAUCUCUUUCAUCAACAUAUAUACUGGCAUCAUGAAAGAAGAGGAUUUAUUGAUGGAACACAAAGCAAGUCAACCCCAAGUGACAAAGGCCGCUUGUUCAAUCUUUAACUGAGGUUGAUCAUUGUCAUUUUUGAGAAAGUACAUAUUAUUUCUUGUAUAUUUUGAUGAAUUCCCAAGGAGAAUAGGUAAUGCCUUAAGUAAUCUUUUCAAAUAGCAAGAGGAUCGUUGGUAUGGAUUUCUCAAGUUUCAGGUUGUUACAUAUAUAUACAUAAUUUAUAGGCAUAUCUGGUAGCCAUGGUUUUGUAGUUUUUCUUUUCUCCUACUUUUUCCACCCUUUUCAGGUUGGUUCUGCAUUGAGCUGGGAGACAGGGGAGUAGGCAUCUUGAUUCUUGAAGAGCAAGCAAUUAGUAGGCGGUAAAAUAUUUAGAAAGGUAAAAGUGGUUGUAAUUAUCAAUUUUUUUUUUUUUAAGGUACUUCCCUGAAGAGUCCCCCCUAAACAGACAUGGGGAUUGUUAAAAGCUUCUUUGACUUUGCAUUUCAUUUAAUGAUUUCCUCGUCCUA